UCUUCGUAACCAACAUGGCAGCGUGCAUGUGAAUGUCGUGCAGUUGUUACGAAUUACUCAGGUGCGCUUAUUUCUAACGCGAAUAUUACGUUGUUAAAGCCUAUAUGUGACUUAUAUCUUGUCGAUUUGUACCGUCACCCAACCCAGACAAUCUAAAAGUGGGAUCAUUUGUUCAGUACCGCAGCUGAUCACCGCUCAUGCUAACAUAUUAGCUUAGAAGUAGACAAAUUUCCAUGAUGGAUCCUGACCAACAGCUGAGAAACCUGCGGGAUUUUCUUCUGGUUUACAACCGAAUGACUGAAAUCUGCUUCCAGCGAUGCAGCAGCAACUUCAACUACAGAAACCUCACAAUGGACGAGGAGCGCUGUGUGGACAACUGUGCAGGGAAGCUCAUUCGCUCUAACCAUCGUUUAAUGGGCACCUAUGUGCAGCUGAUGCCUCGGAUGGUCCAGCGGCGGAUGGAGGAGCUGGAGAGCAAAGCUGCAGAGAAUGCCAAGGAAGAGGCAGCAUCUGGAGCUGCUGGGACUGAAAUUUCAGCAACACAUCAUGCUCCCAACACCUCAUCUCCACUUCCAGCUGAGCUGGAUGCGUCUGUGUCCUCAGAACUCAAAUUAUCAGCUGCCACACCGCUCACUCCCACAAAUGAAACGCUAAAUGCUCCAGUGCUUGAUAAAGCUGGCAUUGGACCUUCAUAUACAGGAGGAUUUUCUCAGCCUUCAGUAGCUGGUGGCCAGAUUGAUUCUGCCAGCUCCCCGGCACUGUUUACGUCAUCUAAAUCUACAUACUUAUCAGAAGGUGCAUCUAAAUCAGAGAGCCUAUCAAGACAAAAAGAGUCUAAUAAAUAGGGUAUAGUUGAUAUCUUGUUAUGAAACCAAAUGUCAGCAUUUUUUUUUGCUUUUCCUUAGUCAGCAAUAGAUGAAUCUAAAGUCAAUUAAUGACCAUGAAAGGCAUUACACGUUACAGGUUUGGCACAGUUAUUGAUCAAGAGCGUUAUAUGAAUCAUUUCGGUCAAAAGGCAUGAGGAGGAGGAAUGUCAUUCAUGAUAGGAAUUUCAAUUGUGCAGUAAUUUUAUGGUGACUUCUCACACAGUAGUGAAAAAAUUGUAAAAGGCUAACAUUAAAAGGCUACCCAUAAAA
This is a messenger RNA of Pelmatolapia mariae (spotted tilapia), 1136 nucleotides long. It is a transcript of the gene timm10b, whose product is annotated as translocase of inner mitochondrial membrane 10 homolog B (yeast). NCBI's taxonomy places the organism in Eukaryota, Metazoa, Chordata, Actinopteri, Cichliformes, Cichlidae. Gene Ontology annotation, cellular component: mitochondrial intermembrane space chaperone complex. The transcript is spliced from 3 exons. The record is from RefSeq and is a predicted model, not a curated record. Bases 234 to 845 code for a protein of 203 amino acids.